This is a messenger RNA of Cetraspora pellucida, 358 nucleotides long. The record is from the annotation of a GenBank genome assembly. NCBI's taxonomy places the organism in Eukaryota, Fungi, Glomeromycota, Glomeromycetes, Diversisporales, Gigasporaceae.
AACAGCUAGUGCAUUUAAAAACUGAAUAUAGAUUGAUCGAAAAAGAAGACUUUACAGAAGAAAUUAUAGAAGUAGAAGUCAAUCUAGGAAGAAGAGUUCUAAAAAUGAUUGCUAGAGAAAAAGAUGAUGCUAGCUAUAAAAAAACUGAAAUAGCAAAUAGAUUCAAGAUGGAGAUGAUAGCUAUACUAGAACUUAAAAAUAAAAUUAUAAGGCAAUACUUAAUAGAAAAGCUUGAGAGAAAAAUUAUAAAACAGUACAGAAAGAAAAGACUAGAGAAACAGAAGAAAAAAGAAAGUAAGAAAAAAGCAGAAGAAGAAAGUCUUUAUAAUAUGGAAGAAAUUAGAAGAAGAAUAUUAAA